Belonocnema kinseyi is the source of this 735-nucleotide messenger RNA. RefSeq lists its product as uncharacterized. Bases 254 to 595 code for a protein of 113 amino acids. The transcript is spliced from 3 exons. The record is from RefSeq and is a predicted model, not a curated record. NCBI's taxonomy places the organism in Eukaryota, Metazoa, Arthropoda, Insecta, Hymenoptera, Cynipidae.
AGUUUCUCUCCUGCAAGACGUGCGGAUAUUUCUAUUGGCAGUGUCUGUAACCAGGUUGAAGAAACUUCAUUUUGAACUUGGCCACAUAGGCUUUGGCCACACAGGCUCUUCAAAUCCUGCCUCUCGCCUGCAAGACAUACGGGUAUUUCUACCGGUGGUGCCUGUAACCAGAGGCUCAAAAUACCCUGGCACUGUUAGUAUUACCGUACCUUUUUCGAAAAAGUCAUAAAAAGAAGGGUAAGGACGGUAAAUUAUGGACGCCCGACCAAAAAGAAAUCCAAGAAGGAUUUAUUCAUUAUAUUCAGUGCCGAUCGAAUGGCUUCUCAUCCUCUCUGCCCCAUGCUGCCAGUUUGAAAAUCCACCAUCAAUCAAGGCUUGCUUGGAUUUGAGGGAUCGUGAGUCAAAACUGAGUAUCAAUUUUCAUUCACACGCUUCAGUGCAGACCUUGCAGAUUCCAUUAUUGUCGAGGUUAAGUUCGAGUGAGGGAAAAUUCUCUUGCCAGACUUCAAAACUAGAAGGCACCGAUGAGUCAGUUACAGGUGGCUCUGGAAAUAUGAUUCCAAAAUGUAGCCGAUUUACUUCCAAAAAUUUCUAAAGUGAAACUCCCCUUCCCUCGUUCUUAUAGAUUUUAUGUACUUUUAUUCUAAUAAUGGAAAAUAAUACACCACAAUCGUGUAAAAAUACUGGAAAACAUAACAACUAAUUAAUAGCAAUAAUUUUAAAAUCAAAAAGACU